ACUUUGGCGAUACGUGUAACUGCGAGGACGGGCAAGGCUGAUAUUUCUCAUUUCGAUUUUUUCUGACGUUAAUUAACUUCGUACCGUUUAACGAUUAACAGAGGCAUCAUUCGCCUCCAUUCGGCGAGAUGAUCGACGAAGAAUCGGGUUGUUAGACACUUCGCUUUCUGCUACGAGUGAUUUCAAUUGCUGGGAUACUGCUUGUACAAAGAACAAGAGCAAACUGAGCCAGACAAAAAGGAUUCCUAAGAGAAACUCGAGGGAAGCGACUUGGAUGCGGUAAAGAAGAUUCCAGAGACGUAAUUCCUGGAGGAAAGCCGCGACGUUCCCGAUGCACGAAUUCAAUCCACGAUGCUUCCGUUUUUGCUGUUACCGUUUCUACUUCAGAUAUGUUACGGAUUCACCGGAAGGGGACUGUAUUAUCCGGGACGAUCGGAUUUAUUCGAGUUGUCGGUGAUACACCUAAAUGAUUUCCACGCGAGGUUCGAGCAAACAGGUCCUCGAUCCGAAGCGUGUCACGAAGGCGAGGAGAAGGAUUGCGUCGGUGGAAUCUCAAGAGUCUCCACGGCAGUGAAUCGUUUAAUGAAUGAAAGGCCGAAUCCAAUUUUCUUGAACGCUGGCGAUCACUAUCAAGGGACACUGUGGUACAACGUUCACCGUUGGAACGUGACUGCUACCUUCAUGAACAUGUUACCGCACGAUGUUAUGACAAUAGGAAACCAUGAAUUUGACGAUGAUGUCGAGGGUGUGGUUCCAUUUUUAAAAAUGGUCAAGGCACCUGUAGUAGUCACCAAUAUCGAUGCAAGUGAAGAACCAACGAUGCAGGGACUCUAUAAGAACAGCACGAUCAUCGAAAGGAAUGGCACGAAAAUCGGAGUCAUCGGCGUUAUUAUAUCGACUACGGACACAAUUUCCAUUACCGGGAAAUUAAAGUUUCUGGAUGAGGUGGAAUCGGUGAAUGACGAGGCACGGAGAUUGAAGUCCCGAGGGAUCGACAUUAUUAUCGUUUUAAGCCAUUGUGGAUUGGAUGUGGACAGAAUAAUGGCAGCCAAGUGUCCUCUGAUCGACCUUAUCGUUGGUGGACAUUCCCAUACGUUUCUUUAUUCAGGACCUGCCCCUUUCAUUGACGAGCCAGAGGAUGAAUAUCCCGUGGUGGUGGUUCAAGAAGAGACCAACAGAACGGUGUUGAUCGUUCAGGCAGCUGCUUUCACAAAGUACCUGGGGAACUUGACGGUGUGGUUCGAUGCGGAUGGCGAGGUGGUUGAUUGGGACGGAAAUCCGAUUCUCCUUGAUUACUCUAUCGAGGAAGAUCCUGAGAUGCUGAAGGCUUUGGCACCAUGGAAAGUAAGGGUGGAUGAAAAGGCAGGAACGAAGAUUGCUCGAACGAGGGUUUUCCUCGACAAUAAAUGUCGCAGAAACGAAUGCAACCUUGGAAAUUUGAUCACAGACGCCAUGGUCGAUGCUUAUGUGGAGAGAGCAGAGAAUAAAACUGUGUGGACAUACGCUGCAGUUGGUGUUUACAAUCCUGGAGGAAUACGCGCUCCUAUAGACUCCAUAGGUCAAGAUAUCACUUUUGCCGAUCUGAUAAUGGCUCAACCUUUCGAGAACACUUGGGACAUUCUCGAAUUAAAAGGCAGCUGCAUUCUGCAGAUCCUAGAAAUGGAAGAAGAUAUUUUAAUAUGGUCAGGCCUAAAAGUGGUUUAUAAAAUAAAAGGAAAUUCCAGGAAGGUGGAGGAUGUCAAAAUAAGAUGUAGAGCCUGCGAGGUACCAAGGUACGAAGAGCUGGUGUUAGAUCAGUGGUACAGAAUUGUACUUCCAACCUUCUUAGUCCAAGGCGGGGAUGGAUUCGUCCCAUUCGAAACCUGUGGUAGAAAUCACGAAGUCGGUUACUUGGACUGGGUAGUAUUGUCUAAAUACAUGAAGAAGAUCAGUCCUAUACUAACUGGACAAGAUCGUCGAGUGAUCUUUUUAGAUGGAAAUAGUUCUUAGUUAGUUCGGUAAAUAUUCAUUUUCCUAGCAAAACAAUAGGUAAGAAAGAUUCAAAGACUUUCUAGAAUCAUAUUUCGCAAACUGAUGUUAAUAUCACAGUAUUGUAAAGUGCAUUUAAUCUAAAAUGAACUUGUGCAAUAUAAAUGUAAAUUUAAUAAAAAUGCUAUUUCAUAA
This is a messenger RNA of Bombus pascuorum, 2163 nucleotides long. Its product is annotated as apyrase. NCBI's taxonomy places the organism in Eukaryota, Metazoa, Arthropoda, Insecta, Hymenoptera, Apidae. The transcript is spliced from 12 exons. The record is from RefSeq and is a predicted model, not a curated record. Gene Ontology annotation, cellular component: plasma membrane. Bases 352 to 1989 code for a protein of 545 amino acids. Gene Ontology annotation, molecular function: metal ion binding; nucleotide binding; 5'-nucleotidase activity. Gene Ontology annotation, biological process: AMP catabolic process.